Messenger RNA from Brachypodium distachyon (stiff brome), 2036 nucleotides. Its product is annotated as probable inorganic phosphate transporter 1-8. Lineage: Eukaryota; Viridiplantae; Streptophyta; Magnoliopsida; Poales; Poaceae. Gene Ontology annotation, cellular component: membrane. Gene Ontology annotation, biological process: phosphate ion transport; transmembrane transport. The transcript has a single exon. Gene Ontology annotation, molecular function: phosphate transmembrane transporter activity. The coding region runs from base 219 to 1832 and encodes 537 amino acids. The record is from RefSeq and is a predicted model, not a curated record.
GAAAUUCCCCAGGAUGGCUACAGCUUGCUACAGCUUACAAGCAGUGAAACUUGAGACUCGAGCUGAGAGCAGAGUCGUAUUUGCGGCGGAGUUCGGCUGAGCUCCGGUGUACUCUGUUUCCUCCGCGGCUAUUUAUACCCGCACAGCUGCGGCCCCAUUCCAGCACCACAACACAAGAACCCAACUGGUCCUCUCGGCCGGCAUCGUUUGCAUCGAUCAUGGCGCGGCCGGAGCAGCAGCAGGGUCUGCAGGUGCUGAGCGCGCUGGACGCGGCCAAGACGCAGUGGUACCACUUCACGGCCAUCGUGGUGGCCGGCAUGGGCUUCUUCACCGACGCCUACGACCUCUUCUGCAUCUCCCUCGUCACCAAGCUGCUGGGCCGCAUCUACUACACGGACCUCUCCCAGCCCAACCCCGGCACGCUGCCCCCCGGCGUGGCGGCGGCUGUCAACGGCGUGGCCUUCUGCGGCACGCUCACCGGCCAGCUCUUCUUCGGCUGGCUGGGCGACAAGCUUGGCCGCAAGAGCGUCUACGGGAUGACGCUCCUGCUCAUGGUCAUCUGCUCCAUCGGCUCGGGCCUCUCCUUCGCGCACACCCCCAAGAGCGUCAUGGCCACGCUCUGCUUCUUCCGCUUCUGGCUCGGCUUCGGCAUCGGCGGCGACUACCCGCUGUCGGCCACCAUCAUGUCCGAGUACGCCAACAAGAAGACCCGGGGCGCCUUCAUCGCCGCCGUCUUCGCCAUGCAAGGCUUCGGCAUCCUGGCCGGCGGCAUCGUCACGCUCAUCAUCUCUGCCGCGUUCCGUGCCGCGUUCCCGGAGCCGGCGUACCAGGACAACGCCGCGGCGUCCACGGGCACGGAGGCCGACUUCGUGUGGCGGAUCAUCCUGAUGCUGGGCGCGGUGCCAGCGCUGCUGACCUACUACUGGCGGAUGAAGAUGCCCGAGACGGCGCGGUACACGGCGCUGGUGGCCAAGAACGCCAAGCAGGCGGCGUCCGACAUGUCCAAGGUGCUGCAGGUGCAGAUGGAGGACGAGACGGAGAAGCUGGAGGAGAUGGUGAGCCGGGGCAAGAACGACUUCGGGCUCUUCUCCCCGCAGUUCGCGCGCCGGCACGGGCUCCACCUGGUGGGCACGGCCACCACCUGGUUCCUCCUGGACAUCGCCUUCUACAGCCAGAACCUGUUCCAGAAGGACAUCUUCGCAGCCAUUAACUGGAUCCCCAAGGCGAAAACCAUGAGCGCCAUGGACGAGGUGUUCCGCAUCUCCCGCGCGCAGACGCUCAUCGCGCUCUGCGGCACCGUGCCGGGCUACUGGUUCACCGUCUUCCUCAUCGACGUCGUGGGCCGCUUCGCGAUCCAGCUCAUGGGCUUCUUCAUGAUGACCGUCUUCAUGCUGGGCCUCGCCGUGCCGUACCACCACUGGACCACGCCAGGGAACCAGAUCGGGUUCGUGGUCAUGUACGCAUUCACCUUCUUCUUCGCAAACUUCGGGCCCAACGCCACCACGUUCGUCGUGCCGGCGGAGAUCUUCCCGGCAAGGCUGAGGUCCACGUGCCACGGGAUAUCGGCGGCCGCGGGGAAGGCCGGAGCCAUGAUCGGGGCAUUCGGGUUCCUCUACGCGGCGCAGGACCCGCACAAGCCGGAGGCAGGGUACAAGCCAGGGAUCGGCGUCAGGAACUCGCUCUUCGUGCUCGCUGGGGUCAACCUGUUGGGGUUCAUGUUCACGUUCCUCGUGCCGGAGGCCAACGGGAAGUCGCUCGAGGAGAUGUCCGGCGAGGCCGAGGACAACGAGGAGAUGGCCGGCGCCGCCGUGCAGCCGUCUCAAAUGGCCUAGUCGUCGUCGACCGUACGUACGUGACAACUGCUCGAUCGUGUUAAUUUGGAUGGAGAUGUGUUGCUUCUCUUGUGUUCAUGGUCAAAUGAUACCUACCUUGUUUAGUAAUAUUUGGUUCGAACUUUUCUUUUUGGGCAAUAUAUCUUGUUGUGAUCUGUAAAGUUUAAAUUAGUAAAGGGAAUCACACUCCCAUUUUUUGUUUAA